Oreochromis aureus is the source of this 1197-nucleotide messenger RNA. RefSeq names its product guanine nucleotide-binding protein G(I)/G(S)/G(O) subunit gamma-13-like. The transcript is spliced from 3 exons. The record is from RefSeq and is a predicted model, not a curated record. Gene Ontology annotation, molecular function: G-protein beta-subunit binding. NCBI's taxonomy places the organism in Eukaryota, Metazoa, Chordata, Actinopteri, Cichliformes, Cichlidae. Gene Ontology annotation, biological process: phospholipase C-activating G protein-coupled receptor signaling pathway; sensory perception of taste. Gene Ontology annotation, cellular component: heterotrimeric G-protein complex. The coding region runs from base 439 to 642 and encodes 67 amino acids.
AGAAGCGGGCAGAGAACGACGGAGCGCGCACGGGACCAGAUCGUUAACUUGUCAUUUCCCCGCCUCAUUCUCGUGCAGGUUCAGCUGCUGCAGCAACAAACCGGACUACCGGCGAACAACGAGACUCCUCCAGCACUCCAGACAGCUUCAGACUGGUCGUCAUCGCGUCUUUUACUCUGGAGACUGCGGAUUUUAUCCCUGAUCUUUUCCAGCGGAUACCGAGAGUCCGCACCGCCUCCCCGAGAUAAACUAAGUCUACGGACAUUAAGUGCGCUAUUUGUUUUCUAGCAGAGGGGGGAAAAAUCAGUCUCCGUGAGUCAGGCCAGCUGUCUUCUCUGCCCUCUCCUCCAGUUUAACUGCACCGGUCAGACUUGGAAAGAGCAACAGCCUCCGCCAGCGCAUCAGUGAGGCAGAAAAGCCCUACAACAAGCUGCAGCCAUGGAUGAGAUGGACCUGCCCCAGAUGAAGAAGGAGGUGGAGAGCCUCAAGUACCAGCUGGCCUUCAAAAGAGAGAAGUCCUCCAAAACAGUGACUGAUUUGGUAAAAUGGAUAGAGGAUGGUGUCCCAGAGGAUCCCUUCCUGAACCCGGAGCUGAUGAAGAACAACCCCUGGGUGGAGAAAGGAAAAUGCAUCCUUCUUUAGAUUUAACCAUUUAAUGACCCUUGAAUUUCGACACACACGCCCUACAGAUGACCCCUGAAGCUGACCCGCCCCGUCCUGUGAAUGCACCGGCAGGACAGCGCCACCUAACCUCUCACCGUGAAUGUACAACAGCUGGCAAACCUAACCCUUUCCCCAAAAACACACCCCAAGGGCACAGAAAUACACACUGACAGAGACGCACAUUCACACACUUAACACUGCAAGUUUAAUCCUGCCACGGCAAUGCAUCGUUUUUAUGAUACGACAGAAGUGAUCGAUACUUGUACUACGUGUCUUUAUAUGAAUAUAUGACAACUUUUAUUUAUGCAGCUGCCAGUCACAAGCUUAUUCCCUUUGCAGUUUUUUUUUCUUCCUAAAUUUACUAAAUGCGUUAAAGAUGUGUAAUGGAGUCACGUUCUCACUGCCAGACUGACUGUAGAUCUGCUGGGGGGAAUUUUGUUCCAUACUGGAAAUGACCACCAUUACAGUAUAACGAGUCAGACCCCUUUAAACUGAAUUAAUAAAGUCUUUGAUGAAAAAAAACUGAACUAAGAA